Messenger RNA from Caenorhabditis angaria, 7062 nucleotides. The record is from the annotation of a GenBank genome assembly. NCBI's taxonomy places the organism in Eukaryota, Metazoa, Nematoda, Chromadorea, Rhabditida, Rhabditidae.
AUGGAUUUCAAGGCUAUUAUGAGCAAUGGUGAUAAUUGUGAGUUUUUUUAGGGGGGACAAGGGGUGACUGCUUGAGAGCAAGAUGAGGUUUCAAGGCGCGGAUGCUUGAGGCUAGAGUGGGUCUUAAGGAGCGGCUGCUUGACAACAAAACUGAGUGUCAAGGAGCGGUUGCUUGACAUGAAUACUAGAUGUCAAGGAGUCACUGCUUGGCUGAUUAAGCUUGCCUAGGCACGAUUGCUUGAGAAAUUCACUAGAUGUCAAGGAGAGACUGCUUGACAGCAAAACUAGAUGUUAAGGAGCGGAUGCUUGACAGGGAAUGAUAGGUUUCUAGGAACGGCUGCUUGACAGCAAAUCUGAUUUUCAAGGAGCUGCUGCUUAACAAGAAAUUUACGUGUCAAGGCGCCACUGCUUGACAGAUCUUAAGCUUGUAUAGGCGCCACUCCUUGGAAGCUCAAGUUGUGUUCUCAAGGCGCCACUGCUUGACAGCUCUUAAGCUUGUAUAGGGCUCACCCCUUGCCAGCUAGAUAUCUUGUCAAGGAGCGGUUGCUUGACAGUUCUACUUCGCCUCAAGGCGCCGCUCCUUGUCAUGUUCUGUAACAUCAAAAAAGCAGCUGAAAUUCUUGUUAUUCCCCAAAAAAACACAUUAAUUAGCUCAAAAAUUCGUCGAACUACUAACAGUUGCAAAAUUGCUCGAAACCAUCGAAAUUUUCCUUGUCGAGUUAUCGAAAAUCGAUAAAAUAAAUUUUCGAUAGGGUGCGAUGAAGAUGAAGCUUGAAAUCGGGUUCAGAAUUGGGACCAUUAUAAAUAGACAGUACAUUGUGUACUGUGGAAUGACAUUUGUGACAAUUUCAAAUUGUUGAACCAGAUAACAUGAGCCACCAAUUGCGUAGAGCACUGGGAUACAGGCUUGGAAGGUUAGGGCCUGGAAAUUUGGGCUUUAGGGGGCUUCGGGGGGCUUAAUAUCAGCAAUUUCUCAAUAUUCUUCUUUUUAAGCUUCCAAAAAUCUUAACAUGAGCAAUAUAUAAUAUGAGCAACGCCUCAAAAUUCAUAUUUUUGGAGUUGCAAAAAAGUUUAACAUGAGCAAUGGUCCAAUUUUUGCAAAAUUGAGAAAUUUAGCUAAUAUGAGCAAUACGUGGCACAUUUUUUAGAUUUUUGAAUGAGCUUUGAAAAUUUUUUUCUAACAUGAGCAAUACCUAUAAAUUUGGUUUUUGUGAGAUUUUUUAACAUGAGCAAUGGUUUGAUUUUUGUAGUUUGAAAAAUCUUAACAUGAGCAAUGAUCAAAAAUUUCCAAAAUUGGUACUAACAUGAGCAAUGGCUACAAAAUUAGAAUUUUGCUAAUAUGAGCAAUGCCUCGAAAUUGCUAUUUUUAGGGAUAAACCUAUCCUCAAGACAUCGUCUCUUGACAGCGAAAACCUAUCCUCAAGGCGCGACUGCUUGAAAGCCUAAAAAUGUCGUAUAGGCUCCACUGCUUGACAGCAAGCCAUGUCCUCAAGGCUCGGCUGCUUGACAGCAAAAUCUAUCCUCAAGGCGCGACUGCUUGACAGCAAAAUUGAAGACUCGGCUGCUUGACAGCUGAUACAACCCUCUAGAGGCCGCUGCUUGUGCUAAUAUGAGCAAUGCUCCAAAAACUCACCCUCAACAACUGUAUCUGCAAUUUGGUGCUCUUGCUGCUCUUCGAGCUCCUAAUUCCACCAGCAACCGCUCCCAAUUGCUCAAUUAUCUUCUUGCGCAUAAAAAUAAUGGCCACAGCCAUGGGGCCACUCAGACCCACCACGUGGAUUAUCACAUACAUCACGGUGAAGUCGAAGAUCGACGGAUUGAUGUGGAGGCUGGUGUGGGCCCGGUCCAGGCCGUCUAGGAUUUCCGGAUGAUAUUGGGCCAGGGCUUCUCGGGCUCCUAGGCUUCCCGCGUGUCCCAUGAAGAUGUUGAUGAGUUGGACGACGCUUGGGAUUUAGAUCAUGAAGAUCAGCGCCUGGAUCUUGAGGCGAGAAACUUCGGAGCGCAGAAGAACGUAGUAGCGAUAGCUGAAGGAGAUCAGUAGAAGCCAGAUACUGUGGGUGUACAUGUGAAGCUUGAGAAUGUAGAAGGUCCAGCAGAUCUGGCCCGCUAAUGGGCCGGCCCCCAUCAGGCUACACGGGCCCAGAGAGAUAUAGACAAUUGCCAGGCCGCAGGAGAUUAGUCUCUGCAUCACCAGGAAAUUUAGCAAGCAGAUGAGGAGAUCUGUCACGGCAAAGUUUAUGAUGAGCAAUCCGUAGCUCUGAAUUUGUUUGGGUGAUUUGGUGAGCACCGCGUACGUCAGCACGGCGUUUAGAAUGAUGCCGAAGGUGGAGAGAGAGGCGUGGAUGCAGCGGAAUGUGUUGUCCAUUUUGGGGGAUGCGGAAGACGCGCGGAAGGCCUGCGGAAGACGCGCGGAAAGUCAGAAAUAAUGUAUGUUUUUGCAAAACCCCAGGGUUUUAUAGGGAGAAUACAAAAUUUUCAGAUGAAAAUACAAAAUUUUUGUGGUUUUGUUUAUCGCACGGUGAUUCAGAGCCCCCGCGGUUUUUUGGUCUUUGGAUUUGGCAAGGCGAAGUUGCUUGACAGCUAAACCUAUCCUCAAGGCGUCGUCCCUUGACAGCUAAAUAUGUGCUUAAGGGUUGACUCCUUGACAGCCUAAAAAUGCUGUAUAGGCUCGGCUGCUUGACAGCAAAUAUUGUUCUAAAGGGGUGACUCCUUGACAGCCUAAAAAAAAUGUAUAGACUUCACUGCUUGACAGUGUUUCUUCACCUCAAGGAACCGCUCCUUGACAGCCUAAAAAUGCCGUAUAGGUUUCACUGCUUGAGAGUGCUUCUUCACCUCAAGGAACCUCUCCUUGACAACCCAAAAAUGCUGUAUAGGCUUCUCUGCUUGACAGCAAAACCAAUCCUCAAGGCGUCGUCCCUUGGCAGCUACAUAGUGUCUAGGGAUGGCUGCUUGACAGCCUGAGAAUGCCGUAUAGGCUCCACUGCUUGACAGUGUUUUUUCACCUCAAGGAACCGCUCCUUGACAACCCAAAAAUGCUGUAUAGGCUUCACUGCUUGACAGAAUUUCUUCACCUCAAGGAGCCGCUGCUCGACGACCCAAAAAUGCCGUAUAGGCUUCACUGCUUGACAGUGUUUUUUCACCUCAAGGAACCGCUCCUUGACAACCCAAAAAUGCUGUAUAGGCUUCACUGCUUGACAGAAUUUCUUCACCUCAAGGAGCCGCUGCUCGACGACCCAAAAAUGCCGUAUAGGCUUCACUGCUUGACAGCAUUUCUUCACCACAAGGAACCGCUCCUUGACAACCCAAAAAUGCUGUAUAGGCUUCACUGCUUGACAGCUAAAUCUAUCCUCAAGGCGCCGUCCCUUGAAACCCUAUCUACAACUUCUAGGGGUGGCUCCUUAGUCUUUCGCCCCUUGUUUGUCUCCACUUCCCCUUCUCUGCGUCUCUCAAAGAGCCGUGCUCUCUAAUCUUCUAGCAACCUCUAAUUAAAAUUGAAAACCCCAUGAUUAUUUUCUGAAAAUUGAAAUAAUGAGAGAAUUUCAGUUUUCACGAGCUGAAAAUCGUCUGAAAAUGAGCAUUUCAGGCAAAAACCCGACAAUCUUCUCAAUUUUCCUCUCUGGAGCUCUGGAAAAAAUGGACUCCUGGUGUAUUUUUCUCUACUUUUUUAUAAUCACCCUGGGCACGGUGUGUAAUAUUCUGAGUUUGUGGAUUGUGGCGAAAAGUCGCGUUUUUCACGCCAAUUUGCAAUUUCCGAUUUGGUGGACCGCUUUUGCGUGGUUCGAGAUUGCGACGAGCAAAAUUUUGAUUAUUUUGUAUCAGGUGAUGUAUUUGGAGGCGGAUAAUGGUGUUAAGGGUGAGUUAAGGCCUUAGGAAGCCUUGGGAAGCUUAGGAAAGCCUUGGGAAGCCUUGGGAAGCCUUGGGAAGCCUUGGGAAGCCUUGAGAAGCCUUGGGAAGCCUUGGGAGCCCUUGGGAAGCUUUGGGAAGCCUUGGGAAGCCUUGGGAAGCCUUGGGAAGCCUUGGGAAGCCUUGGGAAGCCUUGGGAAGCCUUGGGAAGCCUUGGGAGCCCUUGGGAGCCCUUGGGAGCCCUUGGGAGCCCUUGGGAAGCCUUGGGAGCCCCUUGGGAGCCCUUCGGAAGCCUUCGGAAGCCUUGGGAGCCCUUGGGAAGCCUUGGGAGCCCUUGGGAGCCCUUAGGAAGCCUUGGGAAGCCUUGGGGAGCCUUGGGAAGCCUUGGGAAGCCUUGGGAAGCCUUGGGAUGCCUUGGGAAGCCUUGGGAAGCUUAGGAAAGCCUUGGGAAGCCUUGGGAAGCCUUGGGAAGCCUUGGGAAGCCUUGGGAACCCUUGGGAAGCCUUGGGAGCCCUUGGGAGCCCUUGGGAGCCCUUGGGAGCCCUUGGGAGCCCUUGGGAAGCCUUGGGAGCCCCUUGGGAGCCCUUCGGAAGCCUUCGGAAGCCUUGGGAGCCCUUGGGAAGCCUUGGGAGCCCUUGGGAGCCCUUAGGAAGCCUUGGGAAGCCUUGGGAAGCCUUGGGAAGCCUUGGGAAGCCUUGGGAAGCCUUGGGAAGCCUUGGGAAGCCUUGGGAAGCCUUGGGAAGCCUUGGGAAGCCUUGGGAAGCCUUGGGAGCCCUUGGGAGCCCUUGGGAGCCCUUGGGAGCCCUUGGGAGCCCUUGGGAGCCCUUGGGAAGCCUUGGGAGCCCCUUGGGAGCCCUUCGGAAGCCUUGGGAAGCCUUGGGAGCCCUUGGGAAGCCUUGGGAGCCCUUGGGAGCCCUUAGGAAGCCUUGGGAAGCCUUGGGGAGCCUUGGGAGCCCUUGGGAAGCCUUAGAAACCUUAAGGUUGAGCCUAAGGUAAGGAUCUAAUUAGUUACUUAAUUAAUUAGUGAUCUAAUUAACUCCCUAAUUAACUAAUUUUCAGAUUUCCCACCUGAAAACUCUUCUGGAAUUAUGCUUCUGGCUUGGAGUGCCUCAAUGCACUAUCAUUUCAUUUUCUCAGUUUUGGCCGCCCCAUUUAUUGUGAUCAUUGAACGUGGCUUUGCCACGUGGUUUAUCUAGUGAGUACUGUAGAGUACGGUAGAUUUUGGCGCGCGAAAAUUUGGAGCAUUUUGAUAUCAAACAUGGCUAUGUAAAUGCGGAGUGUCGUUUGAAGAGAAAACUACGAUGAUCCGCAGGUACACCUAAUGAUUUUUUGAAAAACUACGAUGCUCCACAGUUACACUGAUGAUAUUUUAUUGAUUUUUUGAAAAACUACGAUGCUCCGCAGUUACACUGAUGAUUUUUAGUUGAUUUUUUGAAGGUGUAAACGCGGAGCAUCGUUGAAAACCUCAAAUUCGCUAGAUUUUCAAGGUGUAAACGCGGAGCAUCGUUUGAAACCUCAAAAUCGCUCAUUUUUCGAGGUGUAAACGCGGAGCAUCGUUUGAAACCUCAAAUUCGCUAGUUUUCCAAGGUGUAAACGCGGAGCAUCGUUUAAAACCUCAAAUUCGCUAGAUUUUCAAGGUGUAAACGCGGAGCAUCGUUUAAAACCUCAAAUUCGCUAGUUUUCCAAGGUGUAAACGCGGAGCAUCGUUUAAAACCUCAAAUUCACUAGAUUUUCAAGGUGUAAACGCGGAGUGUCGUUUACAAGGCUUAUUUGGUAUCAAAAUGCGUCAAAUUUUCGCGCUAAAAAGCCACGUAUCCAAUUUUUUGCAGUGACUAUGAAAAAAAGCGUCGCGGCUGGAUUUUGGUUCUGAUUUUGCUGGUUCAAAAUUCGUUUUCCGGAGGUCUCACAAUUUUGACUCUUCUGAACAUCACAAGCUACAUUGAGGUGGCGAUUUUCGGAUUUUCAACUUCAGCCGCCUCGCUGACACUAUUUUUGUGGCUGCGAAAUUUGAACGUGAAAAAAUUGGCGCGUCUGAAAGUGGAGCUGAAAUUGGGACAGCUGAGUGCAAAAUAUCAACUGCGCGAGAAUUUGAAGACUUUUCGAAUGAUUGUCAAGAUUUUUGCGUUGGUGCUGAUUUUGAUGAUGAUUUUGAUAGUUCUCAAAACUUUGCCCGUGGUUUUUUUCGCGGUUGAUGAUCAGAGGAAAUUGUGGUUCAGAAAUAUUACCGAUAUGAUUGUUCAUGCGUGAGUUUUGGGGUUUUUGAGCCUGGGCUUAAAAAAUCCACGUUUUUUUGAGCCUAAUGAAGCCUAGGACCAGAAAAUCCACAUUUUUUGAGCCCGAAUAAGCCUAGGAACAGAAAAUCCUCGUUUUUUUGAGCCCGAACAUAAAAAUUUGCGAUUUUUUAAGCCCAAAUAAGCCUAGGCCCAGAAAAUUCAUGUUUUUUGAGCCUAAACAUGAAAAUUUGCGAUUUUUUGAGCCUAGAAAAGCCUGGGCUUGAAAAAUCCACGUUUUUUGAGCCUAAUGAAGCCUAGGACCAGAAAAUCCACAUUUUUUGAGCCUAGAUAAGCCUAGGCCCAAAAAAUCCACGUUUUUGAGCCAAAAAAAAGCCUAAACCCGGAAAAUCCACGUUUUUUGAGCCCAAACAUGAAAAUAUGGGAUUUUUUGAGCCUAGAUAAGCCUAGGACCAGAAAAUCCACGUUUUUUGAGCCUAAACAUGAAAAUUUGCGAUUUUUUGAGCCUAGAAAAAGCCUGGGCUUGAAAAAUCCACGUUUUUUGAGCCUAAUGAAGCCUAGGACCAGAAAAUCCACAUUUUUUGAGCCCGAAUAAGCCCAGAACCAGAAAAUCCACGUUUUUUUGAGCCCAAACAUGGAAAUUUGGGUUUUUUAAGCCCGGAUAAGUCUAGGACCAGAAAAUCCACGUUUUUUGAGCCCGAAUAGGCCUAGAACCAGAAAUUCCACGUUUUUCGAGCCCGAAUAAGCCUCUACAGUAACCCAAGCCCUAUUUGGGCUCAAAAUGCUCCAAGUUUUCACUCAAAAAAAUUCCAGAGGUCCAAUCUACGUCACAAUUUGCAUAAUUUUCGCCGUUGACGAUUAUCAUCACAUUUUUCGUCAAAUUUUCGGCUGGAAGACCGCGAAAAUCUCGCCGGUUCCGAUUUUCGGCGGGCCGAAAAUCGAAUCGGAUUUGUAUUUCGAGUUGUUGAAGAAGGCUAUGAAUAAAUGA